AUGGUGUUUGGUGCCAUUGUUGACAGGAUUGUUGAUCCUGUUCCCGACUCAUCUGCUGAACAACGUACAGUUGUUGAUUUUUUGAGUGAGAAUUACAUGAAAUGGUUUGAUCCGGAGGAGGUUGUAUUGGGGAUGGCCGCAAAGAAUCGUAGUCUGAGCAGCUUAUCCGAGUGGCUGAAUUCCGAUCCCAUUGAUCCUGAAUCUACUAACCUUGAUUCUUUUUUGGAGAUUCCUCCUUCAUCUGAGUUUCAUGACUGUCCACUAGUGUCUUAUGUAGAAAUGAAACUUGAUGAAACAAAUCUUUUAAAGAGAGAUAUCAAUGUGUCUGGUCCUCAUCCUGUUGUUGAGGCAAGUCCUAUGGAACCCUCCAUCCAACCCCUUGUGGAAGGUAUAACUCAAAAUCUUGUGCCCAUUGUUGUUGUUUUCCCACAUAAUCUAUUUGGGUCUGGCUUUAGCUAUUUCCAAUUGGUGACCAAGAAAUCCACAACACUUGUAACGGAACCUGUUAUUCCUGAGGCGAGGGCCUCUAAUGGUGAUACUCUGAACGUUCUUGUGAUUGAACCCGAUGCUACGACUACUGACUUAUCUCCCGAUGUUGUUUUGAUGAUGUCUCCCAUGAAUCUGAUCCCUUCUUUUGGAAAGGCAGCACAAAAUGCCUACACUGGUUAUCCUCUCUGCUUUACUUCCUCAAUUCCAUCGAUCUUAUGUUGUGACCAGUAUACCGAAGAGUCCCGUGUUAGCCUAAGGAACUGA
This is a messenger RNA of Lactuca saligna, 753 nucleotides long. NCBI's taxonomy places the organism in Eukaryota, Viridiplantae, Streptophyta, Magnoliopsida, Asterales, Asteraceae. The record is from the annotation of a GenBank genome assembly.